Molecule: messenger RNA, 369 nt
Organism: Racocetra persica
Lineage: Eukaryota; Fungi; Glomeromycota; Glomeromycetes; Diversisporales; Gigasporaceae
Source: the annotation of a GenBank genome assembly
ACAAACAAACUUUUGACCUUGGAAAAGCUCAAUAGAAGAAGGCCAGAUAUAUACACAACAACAAAAUGCCAAGUCUGUCAAGACAAAGUAAAAGAGACACGGACACAUUUGGCAUCAUGCAAGAGACAAACAAGUCUUUGGAAAAGAAUUCAAAAGGUGGUGAUUGCAACAGCAUGGAAAGAACUUAAAGAAGAAGAAAAGACCCGAAUCCCUUCAUAUGUAUUAUAUACAGCACUCUUCAGAAAAGGUGAGAAAGAGGAGAUAGAAAUGAGAGAAGCAUUGAUUAAAGGCCUAAUUCCAAAGAAAACACAAGACAGAUUAAUGCAGCUUCUAAUACAAAGGCAAGACAACAAUUUGCAAGCACAGUAG